GGGGCGCCGCGUGGGGGUGGCGGCCAGCAUGCUGCUCGGCUGCGGCUCGGCCUCCCACACCCGCGGCGCCCUUGUCCUCGCCAGCAGCGGCGGCGGCGGCGGCGGCGGCCGAGCAGCGAGCGGCGCCCGCGUCUGCAGCGGCGCGGGGUCCGAGCGCGCGGCGCGGCGGCCGGGGUCCGGGCCGGGGCGGGCAGCGGGCAGUGGGCAUGGCGCUGCGGAGAGGCGGCGGCGGCGGGGCGCUGGGGCUGCCGCUGCUGCUGCUGCUUCUGAGCGCCGCGUGCCUGAUCCCGCGGAGCGCGCAGGUGAGGCGGCUGGCGCGCUGCCCCGCCACUUGCAGCUGUACCAAGGAGUCCAUUAUCUGCGUGGGCUCCUCCUGGGUGCCCAGGAUCGUGCCGGGCGACAUCAGCUCCCUGAGCCUGGUCAAUGGAACCUUCUCGGAAAUCAAGGACCGAAUGUUCUCCCACCUGCCUUCCCUGCAGCUGCUAUUGCUGAAUUCUAACUCCUUCACAGUCAUCCAGGACGACGCGUUUGCUGGACUCUUCCAUCUGGAAUACCUGUUCAUCGAAGGGAACAAAAUAGAGACCAUUUCAAGAAAUGCCUUCCGUGGCCUCCGCGACCUGACCCACCUUUCUUUGGCCAAUAACCACAUCAGAGCCCUUCCGAGGGAUGUCUUCAGCGAGUUGGAUUCUCUGAUUGAACUAGAUUUACGGGGUAAUAAAUUCGAAUGUGACUGCAAAGCCAAGUGGUUGUACCUGUGGCUGAAGAUGACCAAUUCCACCGUCUCCGACGUGCUGUGCCUCGGCCCACCCGAGUACCAGGAGAAGAAGCUCAAUGACGUGGCCAGCUUUGACUACGAGUGCACAACCACAGAUUUCGUUGUUCACCAGACUCUGCCCUACCAGUCGGUGUCGGUGGAUACGUUCAACUCCAAGAACGACGUGUUCGUGGCCAUCGCCCAGCCGGGCAUGGAGAACUGCAUGGUGCUGGAGUGGGACCACAUCGAGAUGAAUUUCCGCAGCUACGACAACAUCACAGGCCAGUCGAUCGUGGGCUGCAAGGCCAUCCUCAUCGACGACCAGGUCUUCGUGGUGGUGGCCCAGCUCUUCGGCGGCUCUCACAUCUACAGAUACGACGAAAGCUGGACCAAGUUCGUGAAAUUCCAGGACAUUGAAGUCUCGCGCAUCUCCAAGCCCAACGACAUCGAGCUGUUCCAGAUCGAAGACGAGACGUUCUUCAUCAUCGCCGACAGCUCCAAGGCGGGGCUCUCCACCGUCUACAAAUGGAACAGCAAGGGCUUCUACUCUUACCAGUCUCUGCACGAGUGGUUCCGCGACACGGACGCCGAGUUUGUGGACAUCGACGGGAAGUCGCACCUCAUCCUGUCCAGCCGUUCCCAGGUCCCCAUCAUCCUGCAGUGGAACAAGAGCUCCAAGAAGUUUGUCCCGCACAGCGACAUCCCGCACAUGGAGGACGUGCUGGCCGUGAAGAGCUUCCGCAUGCAGAACGCCCUCUACCUGUCCCUCACGCGCUUCAUCGGGGACUCCAGGGUCAUGAAGUGGAACAGUAAGCAGUUCGUGGAGAUCCAGGCGCUCCCGUCCCGAGGGGCCAUGACGCUGCAGCCGUUUUCUUUUAAAGAGAAUCACUACCUGGCCCUGGGCAGUGACUACACCUUCUCCCAGAUAUACCAGUGGGAUAAGGAGAAGCAGCUCUUUAAAAAGUUUAAGGAGAUUUACGUGCAGGCGCCCCGCUCCUUCACGGCCGUGUCCACCGACAGGAGAGAUUUCUUUUUUGCGUCCAGUUUCAAAGGGAAGACAAAGAUUUUUGAACACAUCAUCGUCGACUUGAGCUUGUGAGGGUGUGACUGGGGGAUCCGAAGGACACGCAGCGUUAGCUCUCCCGGAAGAGAAGCCCGAGGAGAUGGAGAUAAAAUACGAAGUAAAAGCCAGGCUGAGAGCGCUGAAGCUCAAACUGCACUGGGGAAGUAGUUAGAAGUUUUCAAAUGUUUAGGACUCACAUUCUAAUCAGGGAUCACUCCUAUUGGCUAACUGCAUGACAUGGCCAUUCUACCAUUUACAAAGACCUCGUAACGCCUGUAAUUUCUGAGAAAAAGAAUCCAGCAUUUACUCUCACCACUUAGAAAAGUAAUGUGCUGCUGUUCUCUCUCCCUCCCUCCCUCUCUCUGUCUCCCCCUCCUCUCUCUCUCUCUCUCCCCCUCCUCUCUCUCCCCCCUCCCCUCUCUCUCUUUCUCACUUUUUCAUUAGAAGGAGAAAAGUGGGGAUGAUGGGACAGCUCUGUAAUGAAAUAAAAAGCAAAGACGCACCCCUAGCGGUCGCUUUGUUGAGACUCGGAGAGCCGCAGUCCUAGCCGCCAGGAGGCGCUGCUGAGGGCUCUGCAGCCCUGUGGCCCUCCGCACUGAUGCUUUGGGACUUCCUACCUUGCUGCAGGCAGGGCCCGGUGUUCCCGAAUCUUCCUUAGGAGCAGAACGUCGGCUCUGCCCUCGCUCCUAUGGCUACCUGUCGCGGGUGUGUUAACAACCCAGUGUUUGAUGUUGCCCCCUGUGCCACAGAGGAAAUAUUCCGCCGCCACACGUGUGCGCUCGGCAUGGGCCGUGGGCCCGGGAGUGAGACAAAGCUGUCGUCUCCUCUUCCUCUUGCUUCAAAGCUGACCCGCGUGGUGGCCGGGGCAAUCAUGCUUGUUUGAUGCUCUCCACGAUGCACCUGCCUCACCAGAAUCCUUCCUUUGAGUUUGUGGGUAACUAGCAGACGGGCCAAAGACUGAAUGGUGCUUUUUAUCCUGUCCUCAGUGGGAUGCAGGAGCUACUGCCGUCUGAUGUGCAUUUGGGAGCGGGCUAGAAGUGAGAUUUUAUGGAGUCAAAGGGGCUUGCACGCAGAUCUCGGUGCGUUUUGAAGCUGAGAGGUGGCCUUUGAUUGGCGCGGGGCCUUGCCCUCUGGACAGCUUAGUAUUUCAAGUGACAGAUACCAGCUACCUCCCUGCCCACCUGCCUACCUCCCUACUCCUGCAGCAGUCCGGUGUGGCUGAGUCGCUGGUGUUGCCGCUGCCGCCGCUGUCCUACUAAAGAUACUACGGAUGCCGGCGCCGCGGCUCACUAGGCUAAUCCUUGCGGCGCCAGCACACCGGGUUCUAGUCCCGGUCAGGGCGUCGGAUUCUGUCCCGGUUGCUCCUCUUCCAGUCCAGCUCUCUGCUGUGGCCCGGGAAUGCAGUGGAGGAUGGCCCAAGUGCUUGGGCCCUGCACCCCAUGGGAGACCAGGAUAAGCACCUGGCUCCUGGCUUGGGACCAGCGUGGUGGGCCGGCCGCGGCGGCCAUUGGAGGGUGAACCAACGGCAAAAGGAAGACCUUUCUCUCUCUCUCUCUCUCACUGUCCACUCUGCCUGUCAAAAAAAAAAAAAAAAAAAAAAGAUACUACGGAGCCCAGCCCGGCUCAGCACAGGGCCACGCUUCCCUCUCCCCAACUUUAAGCAAGGAGUCCCACACAGGGCCAUGGUUGUCGCAGGGUCGUCCUGUCCAGGCUGAUCAGCAGGAGCCGAGAAACUGAAUCCCCAGACCAGAGCUGCUCCCAGGGCACCAGGUGGGCUCUCCAGUGUGGUGCAGAGGGGAAGCUGACGGAGACUGGCCUUGUGGGAGGGGCCGCACGUGUGUCUUGCUUGCAUGGCUGGGCCCUUCUGAGAACACGAAGUGAAAGCUCCCAGGGAGGGUAACUCAACUUCUUCUCCCCUUGCCAGGAAGGCAGCCCUGUGGUGUAUUUGUUUGAUGAUCCGUUGGCACAGCCUGCGUGGGUAGAUGUUUGCCUGCAAAUGCGAAUGUUUGUGCUUCCUGACUGUAAGCAGUGCAGACCAAGGCAAGAAAUAGCACUCGGAGGAUGCGCUGAGCUGGUGAGGGCUCAUCAGCCCCCACGUCCAUUCUGCAACCAGGGAGCUUAAGGAACCAACUCGCCCACACACAUCAGUGUUGCUGCUGCAAACAUUUUGACUAACUACAAAGCAAACAGGAGAAAAGUAUUUUUCCAAAAAAAAAAGAGUAUAUAUUUGAAAGAGGGAGAGAGACAGACAGAGACAGAGAGGGAGCUGACCUCACUCGGCAGGUACCCACGGCAGCAGGGGCUGGGCCAGGGCUGAAGCCAGGAGCCAGGAACUCAAUCGAGGUCUCCCCCAUGGGUGACAAGAACUCGAUGACUUGAGCCAUCACCGGACUGGAGCCAGGUAUUCCACUGUCGGAUGUGGCAUCUUAAUCCGUAGACCAAAGACCCAUUCCUGUUGUCAUUUUUAGGCACAAAUAACUCUUCCUUUUGCCUUUUUUUUUUUUUUUUUUGCCCUCUUGGUUUCUUUGCAUUGGCUCCAAGUGCCCAGAUUCCCACUGAAGGUGGACAGCUCUGGCAGUAGAGACAGGCGAGCUGUUCUUUCUGCUGCCGGGAAGCCUCAGAUAGACCCUGGGUGGAAGAGGUGGCAGCUGGCAAGGAGACAUGGAAAUGGUCCCAGCACUCACACAGAGUGGGAAGGGCGCUCCCAUUCCGGUCACUGGCAAAGCAGGUGCCCUGGGGCAUCAUUUCGCAGUGUGCCCCUCCCCCCCAGAGCCUGCCCUCCCUUUCCCUCCCUGCCCUAGCUUCUCAGCUGUCCUUACCAUGCUGGUGACCACUGCCUCCAGCCUGGACAAGCAGGAAGCACAGGGUGUUGAGCUGAGGGUGGGGGAAGAAUAUUUGUGAGCAUAGACGGGCCUUUGGGGAAGAAAGAGCUCCAGGCAAUGGGGGUGGGGCGUGAGAAUCCACUCAACUGCAAUCGGAUUUUCAGUUCUUCUUUUUUUAAAAAAUGUGUGCAAGACUAGAGUCUGCAGUCUGCAGAAUGCUAGGGCUGGGGGAGGGGACAGUUGUUCCAGCCAACUGAGGACAGCAGCGUAGCUGUUCUUGGCACAGGUAGUAGAAGCUUUGCUUUAUUAAUCUUCCCAUUCCAUCCCAAGAAUCCCUAAAGUCUUAGGUAAUUUCUGCAAGAAAUUCUCUUCUAGUAAUAACGUGAACCAAAACCCCAACCCAACCAUCCUGGCAAAAGUCCCAGGCAGGGAAACCCCUGGGACCACCCUGUGGCGAUUGGCUGCAGGAGGCGCUGUCCGGGCAUCCACGCACUUGUGUCCCUCCCUUGGUCAUCUCCGUGGCUGGGCUCCCAGUGGCUCCUCUGCACAGUCACGUGGCUUUCAGGCCACUGCCUUAAUGUGAGAACUUGUCCCCAGACAGUGCAGGACUGGGAGUAGCUGUCUUAUAAAGUCUGCACUAACACCCUUAACCUGGGAAGCACUGUGUUCCUGGCAGUGGAGCCUGAGCCCGCCUUGCAUUCCCGCCAAGCUUUAGAUAUUUUGUGUGUCCAUUUGUGUGCAGCUCAUUUGCUCGUAAAUGGUUCUUCAGUGGGUUGGAGGUAUCGUCCUCAUUUCAGGGAGGAGAUAGACAUGAAAUCUAAGUGGUGUUUCCUGCCCCUGUGCAGUCAGUCGUGGAUGGCAGUGCUCGGACGUUCAGGUCAGGUAGUGGGCAUUGUAUUUGCUUUGUAUGAUGCUCUGGGGGUACCCUCCCAAAGAAAGACUUUCCUUUUUUGUUACGGGUUUGGAUAUAGCAGCACCUAGAGAUAAAGUAACAAGUGCGAGAAAACGGGCAGAGCCGGAAGACAGCCAUGAUGAAGGGCAGCUCUCCAUCGACUGGCCCAUUGACCGAUGAGCAAACGUCACACAGCUGCUACGACACGCAAGGCCCUGCUUCUGAAAGUCUCCCAGCAGGGAGAGUCUGCUGUUUCAAAGCGGCCUGCUGGCUGGCCCGGUUGUCUCUCCCCACUCUUAGCGAAGGUUCGGGCGCCUCUGGCUCUUGUCACGGAGUACAAGAGCGUGCCGGGGAGAAUUAAAACCCAAUGCACGACGGUGAUGAAUGGCUCGUGGCCCUAGGCGGCCUUCGGGGAACACACUGGAAGUGGCAGUGCUGCGUUUUCCUCCGCAUGGAGUGCGUGCGAGGCUGUGUAUUUUUAGGUAAGAAAUCAGCGUGGGAUGCCAGAAGUUUGGCUGCCAGGAACUCUCCUGAUGGAAAGUUCUCUGGCAGGGGCUGCGAUGGAGGACAGCGCGGGUCUCAGGAGGGGGUCUAUUCGAAUGCCACCUAAAGAAAAUUCCUUCAGCCCGCUUUCUGGGCCCCCUGCAGAGGUCCCAGCCUCUCCCGCACAGGGGAAGCUCUGUAACGGGACAGUGGCCAGCAGCUCCCUGGAGUGGAAUGCAGUGAACCUGUGUGUAGGCGGUGAGGAAGGUGGGGGACAAUAGAAAGGGGGCGGGCAGGAACGCAUGGGCAGGUGGCAGGCACUCUUUGGGGAAAGCAGAAAGAAACUUGGAAGGAGAGAACCACUGGUCAUGAUUUCCUUUGCCUCUGCCAAGCAAGCAGAGAGCAGAAUGGCCGGGCAGAUGCACGGCAUCCCAAUUUUUAAUGCAAAAGACCCAUUGCAGUGCUACCUGCGUGGAUUACGUCAUGACGCUACCGAGAGGAACGGUUAUCUUUACCGUGUCCCAUUGCCUGUACAGGAUCCGCCUUUUUUUCUAGUAGGAGACCGUAUGCUCCCUGUCCGUCCCUGUGACUAUCAACAACGUCCAAGAAGUGUGACAAAAUAGGCCAGUGUGCACUUGGUACCAUUUUUCUGUAUUUGAAAUGCAUACCUUAGGUGAAAUCCGAAUCGUUGAUAUGUAUAAGAAAGCAAGUUUUGCAGGAUUCAGGCUCUCAUGAAUGCAUUUCAAGGCUGUGUAUAUAUUUAGCCCUUUUUGGUAAAUAAAGUUAACAAAUGAUAUGCCUCGUAAUUCGGUAUACUCUGUAAGCCUAUGAAUAAAAAGUAGUCUGUGCCUCGUGUGGCUUUGA
Molecule: messenger RNA, 6878 nt
Organism: Oryctolagus cuniculus (rabbit)
Lineage: Eukaryota; Metazoa; Chordata; Mammalia; Lagomorpha; Leporidae
Gene: LGI2
Product: leucine rich repeat LGI family member 2
Biological process (GO): inhibitory synapse assembly
Molecular function (GO): protein binding
Source: RefSeq, a predicted model, not a curated record